AUGAGAUGGAAAGAGUUUUAUACAAACCCUGAAGUGGGAUAUAAACAACUCUAUGCAGAUGACGCGAACACAGGAGUUGACCCAGAGUAUGUUUUCUACCAGAGGAGAAAUAGAAUGUAUGAGCUCCAGUUAAAGAAUGCUAUGGAACUCAGAAGGAAACGUAAGAGACUAGGUGGACAUUAG
Molecule: messenger RNA, 183 nt
Organism: Trichomonas vaginalis G3
Lineage: Eukaryota; Parabasalia; Trichomonadida; Trichomonadidae
Exons: 1
Coding region: 1-183 (60 amino acids)
Source: RefSeq, a predicted model, not a curated record